This is a messenger RNA of Plectropomus leopardus (leopard coralgrouper), 1861 nucleotides long. RefSeq names its product essential meiotic structure-specific endonuclease 1 (gene eme1). Gene Ontology annotation, biological process: mitotic intra-S DNA damage checkpoint signaling; replication fork processing; double-strand break repair. Gene Ontology annotation, molecular function: crossover junction DNA endonuclease activity; DNA binding. NCBI's taxonomy places the organism in Eukaryota, Metazoa, Chordata, Actinopteri, Perciformes, Serranidae. Gene Ontology annotation, cellular component: nucleus; Holliday junction resolvase complex. The record is from RefSeq and is a predicted model, not a curated record.
CCACAAACGUGAAUGCAGCACUGCAUGCAACCCGGGGAAAUCAAAUGAGCGGCUGCAAAAAAGCAAAAACACAAGAAGACUGAACCACAAUAUUUUUUCUCGGCCAUGAAAAAUCAUGGGCAGCUACAGUGACUCCACGAGUGACCUGGAUGAGGACUUGCCUGUGUUUGACUUCCUCCAGCCGGGUAGAAACCUCUGCCAAGCCACGCAGAGCCGCACAGAGAGCUCAGCUGACCUGGAUGGCCCUGAUGCCAAAGACGCAGCCAUCUCCUCCUUGGCGAAGGGCACCGCAUGCACAGGAGCGGCUGAUGUAAUGAUGAUCAGCAGUGAUUCUGAUGACGAUGCACCGUAUGUCCCCCUGGCACAGAGGCUCAAACAGAGACCAGACAAUGUGAUUAAUGUGAUUAGUGCCUCCUCCGCUGUCACUAAUGAAAAAGAUGCUGAGCAGCGUUCGCCAUCCAAUCUGGUCAGCUCAGGGCUGUCUCACCAGAAUGGGUUUUCAGAGUCCGAGCUGCUUGGCUUCCAUCAGAUGAGAACGGUGGGCUGUGGGGUCUCGGAUGGCCCCGAUGAGGUGGCGGCUCUCCCUCAGCGAUGGCUGCCUCCCGCCAACACCUCUCCUGCCAAACAGAAACCAAGCAAGCGGACGGCGGAGGAGAUCCAAGCCUGCAGGGAGGAGGCUUUGAAGAAGAGGAGAGCCAGGGAGGAACAGCAGCGGGGAAAGGAGAUGCUCAGGCAGGAGCAAGAGAGACAGAAAGCAGAGAGGAAAGCUCUGGCGGAGGCUGCCAAGGCUUUGAGGCCAGAGGAGUGUAUCAAGCACAUGGUGGUGGCUGUGGACCCAGCUCUCUUACAGCUGGAAGGAGGCGGGACUCUGCUGGCGGCGGUGCAGGCUCUGGGCUGUAGCUGCGCCAUCGAGAAACAACCCCUCCCACGCAGUGUCAGCUGGAUGAGGAGGGCUCCCUGCGCACAGACAGAGGAUGGAGUGUGUGUACCAGAGGACCAUGUUGUGAUGCAGAUGACAGUUGAUGACUUCAUCACUCUGAUCCACGGCUACAUUCAGGAGGAGAGGCAUGGCAGGCCUGGCUCCGGCCCGACUCUGACGUCCUGGGUGCAGGAGCAGCAGAGGCGUCACCCCACUAAGAUCCUCAGCCUGGUGGUCAUCGACCUGGAGAAAUAUUUCAGAUCCCAAAAGUCUCAAAGCCAGAAGCGGUUUCGCGAGGCAGUCACGGGUGAGGAGCGCGGAGGAGGAGGACAAGUGAAGAAGAGGAGGAAGAAUGGUGGAGCGAACGUACUACCUGAGGUGUCACGAGUUGAACUAGAGGAGGCCGUGGUGCAUCUCCAGCUCCACAAUGGUGUGACUGUUUGCUUCUUAUCAACCUGGAAGGACUUCUGCGAUCACAUCACCAUGACAACCAAAGCUGUUGCCGAAGCCCCUUUCAAGCGAGAGCGGGAGAAGACGGGCUUCUCGUUCCACCUGGAGAGCGAGUGGGCGGGGGGGCAGCGGGUGGAUAAAGCUGGGAAGGGACUGCUGCAGGUGUGGAAGAGACAGAUCCAGCAGUUUAACAGAGUCAGUCCAGACAUGGCCUCAGCCAUCCUGGCAGCGUAUCCCUCCCCACAGCUGCUCAGGAAGGCUUACGGCCUGUGUAAGAGUGAGCGUGAGAGGAUCUCCCUGCUGUCUGACCUUCUGAUCCGAAGAGGAGAAGGCGUCACCUCAACGACUCGCCGCGUCGGCCCGGAGCUUUCCAAACGCCUCUUCCUGCUGAUGAACUCCUGUGAUCCUGAGCAAACUCUGGACUCCACCGUCUGACCUGUGGAAAGAGAUUUCUCUCAUCUUUACACUCUGACAGUUUCUGUUUGGUAUUGA